AUGUUUACGAAAGGCUAUAGUAUCAAAUACAAUACAGAAACUUCUCUAAAUGCUGUUAACGACAUGACAACCUUUACGCACGCUAUCAAAGAAUAUGCUCCGAAAGAAACUAAGAUUCCCUUCAAAGGAAAUUCUUUAGCACUAUACGAUGAUGACAGCAAAUUCAUUUUUUGCAGUGUUGAAGGUCGUGUUGCAGCUUGUGACAGAAAUAAAAAUGAUGAAAUUAUAUAUGAUGUCCAGCUUCCUGGAGGUGGGCUUUACGCAUUAACUUUAUUUAAGGACGAAAAGCACUUUUUGACAGGAGGUAAAGAAGGAGUCAUUCGCCAAUAUACCCUAGGCAACAAAGAAUUUAAGUUUGUAAGGGAUUUUCGUGGCCACACCAACAAAAUCAGUGAAAUUAUACUGUCAAAAGAUGAGACGCAACUAUAUAGCUGUAGCGACGAUUCGACAGUCAAGAUUUGGAACAUGGAAACUGGGCAACCAGAAGACAUUUAUACUCAUGGUGACCGCGCUUUAACUAUGGAUUUGUCAAUCGAUGGGAGAUAUUUAGCUACAGGCAGUGCUGAUAAAACAACCAAGAUUUACGAUCUGCAAGAAAGAAAGAUAAUAGGAACUAUUGAAGGAGCAAAAAAUACUAUUUGGUAUGUAAAAUUUAAUAAAAAAUGCACAAAAGUUGCUUCAGGAGAUAAUGAUGGCGUUGGGUAUAUUCACGAAUUUGGAACCUGAAAUAUCCUUCAUACAUUAAAAGGUCAUGAUAAAAGGGUCUCUUGCAUUGAACUGAUUAACAACGACAGGCGCUGUGUAACUGCAAGCAAUGAUACCACAUUAAGAGUUUGGGACUUAGUAAAUAAUUCGAACCCAAUAAUAUGGAAAUGGCAUCUAAAUUGGGUAAAAGCUAUGCUAAUCAGCAGCGAUGAGCUAAACGUUUUCUCAAUAUCAGAAGAUCAUAGAAUUAUAACCUGGAGAGUCCCAGAGUUUGACGAAAAUAGCAUUAGGUUAACAAAUGGGCAUACUAAAGAUAUUUACAACAUUAUUUACUCACAAAAGCGAGGUUUAUUUUUCACGAAUGCAAAUGAUAACUUAGCUAUUGCAUGGGAUUUCAACACAAAAAAGAAAGUUCAUGAAUUUACCCAUAAGGAUGGGGUUUAUGCGAAGUGUUUAACUCAUGAUGAAAAUUAUCUAAUUACUUGUACAGCAGCAAAUGAAGUAAUUUACUGGGAUCUUGAUUCAUACACUCAAUCCUCUCCAGAAGAACCAAACGAAGCAACAAUUAAGGCAAUUUUAGCGACUAAAGAUGGAAAGUAUUUAAUUACAGGUGACACUAUCUGCAGAGUUACCAUAAAAAGCAUAGGAAAUUCAGGGAAAAACACAACUCUAGCUGUUUUUAGAAAGCAUAAAGCAACUAUCUGGUCACUCGCUGUCAACUCUACAUCAACACUUCUUUUUUCAGGCGAUGAAACAGGACUAAUUUACGAAAUAAACCUCAUAGAUGGAAAUGAAAUUUGUAGCUUCAAAGGCCACACGGGCAAAGUAAAAUGCUUGGAAGUGUCUAAAAACGACAGCUUCUUGGUAUCUGGAUCGUGGGAUAAAACGUUCAAAGUUUGAAGUAUCAUAAAACGAAGUUUAAUAAAGAGCGUUACUGUAGAUGAUACUGUUAACACAAUUUAUUUCACAAAUGAUAACAACUAUUUUAUGAUGGCUCAAAAAAACCAAUUUGUUUCUAUAUGAAGUUUAAGAAAUUUUACUUUAGUGACUGAAAUUAAAUACGAUAAAGAUUGCACUGCGCUAGCCCUAACUUCAGAUGAGCAAUAUAUGAUAACAGCCGAACAGGAAAAUAUAUAUAUAACCAAAAAUCCAUUAUCAUCAAGUUCUUUUUGGAUCUAUGGAAAUAGAGAUAUUUAUGAAUUUUUAAUAUACCUCAAAUACAUUAUUAUCGGAGAGCCUAAGCCUUAUAAGCCAGAAAUGAAUAAAUAUUUGAUAGCUCCGGUAAUGAUGAAUAUUGUGCAUGUAUAUAGCUACUUCAAUCUAACCUCCCAUCUAAAAAAAGCAUUACAAGACGAUGCUCCAUUUUUCUCUUCGAAAAAAAAUGUAAGUCCUCUUUCUCUUUGCCUGUCAAAAGAUUAUCCAGAUGCUGCCAGUAUAAUUAUAAACUGGGUCAUUAGCAACUUAAAAACAAACAUUUAUGCCGCAAAAUGCAUAGAAGAUUCUCUCACAACUUUAAAUUUCAAAGGCUACCCAAUUAUAAGUGAGCUUUAUGAGAAUUUUUGGGUGAACACGAAAGAUCAUACUUUGCCAAAAUUCUGCCCAAAAAGUAUUAAAUUUCCAAUAACAAUUUCUUCAAGAAGUAUUGAGCCUUUUUCUGAAAAUUUCUUCAAAGAAAAUGUCAGUGCAAAUGAAGGAAAAUCAGUGAAAUAUUUUAUUUCAACGGUCUGUGUGAAUAUGGCACCUGGAUCAAAAGAAAGCAUUGCAUUUUUAAGAAGUAUAUGAAAAUGCUCCAAUGAAGAAAUUUUUAGAACAAAAUAUGUAAAGAAUUUGCUCCAUUAUAAAUGAAAUCAACUUUGGUGGAUAAAAGUCAUAGAAGCAUCUAUAUACGCUAUUUACAUGGGCUAUUUAAUAGCUUAUGCGAUUAACUUUCCUGGGUAUGGAGCUGAAGCAGUACCACUGUUUAUAAUUAAUCUCGUACUUGUCGGGAUCGUUAUAUAUAGAGUUCUGACUGGCGGAACAGUUGUUUUAGAAAGCGGAUGGGAUUUGAUUGAUUUACUCCGUUUUGCAUGUUUAAUUAUAUAUGUCCUAUUUAUCUGGUUCGAUUGCUGGCAAAGCAACAACAAUUAUCUAUUUACGUUGCUUAUUUUCUUAUCGUUCAUCAGAGGUAUAGAGGCUGCCUUUGAGUAGCGCUCUAAGCGCCCGAGACUUCCCGACGAAGUCUGGGCGGUGGUUUGACCAGCUGAUGUUGGUCAAGCCAGCAUCCAAUUUGACAAACCUUCUGUAGGAGAAGAAUUUAUCAUUUUGGAUGUUGGUUUGACCAACAUCAGCUGGUCAAACCACCGCCCAGACUUCGUCGGGAAGUCUCGGACGCUUAGAGCGCUACUCAAAGGCAGCCUCUAUAUUUCAUAUUUCCGCAUAUUUGAAGAAACCCGAUAUUUAAUUCACCUUAUCCAAGAAGUUUCAUUUGACAUCGGCUCAUUCCUUGUAUUGCUGCUCUACUCCACUCUUUCAUUCGGUGUCAUUUUUUAUACAAUUCAAAACAACUCAGACCUUCACAUAAAGGACUAUCUAACUAUGGCUUAUCGAAUUGAUUUAAAUGAUUUUGACACAAAGGGUUUUAAUUCUUUUGAGUGGGUCAUAUUCGGCUGUGCAACGCUGGUUAACUCAAUUAUUAUGCUGAAUUUAUUAAUCAGCAUCAUGGGUGAUACCUAUGAGAGAGUCAAUGAUGGAAUGAUUGUUGCUGAUGGAAAAGAAUUGGCUAAUUUGAUCAUUGAUUGCGAAUUGCUGCUAAUUUGGAAAAGAAACAAAACGGUAAAAAAAUAUUUGCAAGGAUGCAGAGAAGAAGGAGACAAAGUUGACGAGACGUGGGGAGGCUCGACAAGAGAAAUUAAAGAUAAAGUAACGGUGAUGAAAAAAAUUAUAGAUGAAGGGGAUAGGGCAGCAAUUGAAAAAAUUAAAAAACUGAAUGAUGAAAUAAAGAAGGUUACAGAUGAAAAGCUCAAAGAUGAUGAGACUAAUCUAGGCAAAAUAAUUGAAAUUAUUGAUAAAGGAAGCUCCAAAGUGGAAGAAAUGGAUGAAAAUAUAACAAAGUUGGCUGCAAAGAUUGAAAAGUUGCUGAAAAAGAAUAAUACAAAAUAA
Messenger RNA from Blepharisma stoltei, 3843 nucleotides. NCBI's taxonomy places the organism in Eukaryota, Ciliophora, Heterotrichea, Heterotrichida, Blepharismidae. The record is from the annotation of a GenBank genome assembly.